AAAACAACAACACAGCACAACAUCAAGACGAGCUUUCUCUAAAAACUUUUGGCAACGAAUAAGCGAACUGUCGUGCAGGGGAGUAAAAGAGAAACUAUUCAAAACAUACAUGGGCAUGUUAAGUUCCCUGCAGCAAGCAGUGCAAUUUAAUUACAUAACAUCAAUGGAAGAAAAGUAAAUGACAUAGACACUUUAGUCGUCAUAAAAUUGAAUCUCAGAGUGCAGUAGGCGCCAGACCAAUAAAAUCUUUCUAAGAAAACUAAGCAGACACAAGCGUCAAAUAAGGAAGCACAGCAGCAGCAACGAGAAAUAGAAAGCCUGACAUCAUCUUCUCAAAACGAACAGCAACUCUCAGCGGAUCAAGGGGGAGAGUCGAAGAAGUGUGUUAGGUACUAACUAACAACAUCAAUUCUAACCCCAGCCACACAAAAGCCAUCGCAGUGGCACUCAGUGCACGCCUCAACUUUUCCGCUGACACCGCCACAGCUACCACAACCGCUGUGAUGCCAGGGUCGUGUCAACGCCUCCGUUUGCCCUCUUUGGCUGCAGUAAUGCGCACAACACGCGCAUCUACCACCGACUAUACAGCCUCGACGAUACGCAAGGAACAACGACGUGUCGUCAUGAUGGGCGCAGCACGUGUCGGCAAGACUUGCAUCAUCUCACAAUUCCUCUAUGACAAAUUUCAAACGCGCUACAAACAAACAGUCGAAGAAUUGCAUCGCGGUGAAUAUGAACUGCCCGAUGGCUCUGCACUGACAUUGGACAUACUAGAUACAUCCGGUUCGUAUGAAUUCCCAGCGAUGCGUACAUUAUCGAUAUCAACAGCGGGCGCAUUCAUACUAGUCUAUGCCGUGGAUGAUAAGGAGUCGUGGCAUGAGGUGGAGCGACUAAGGAAUCAGAUAAUUACAGCGCGUGGCCUAAAAGUCCCCAUUGUCAUUGUCGGCAACAAAUUGGACAUAAACGAAGCCGAACGACAGGUGGAGCAUGAGGUGACCGAAAUGAUUGUGUGCGAAGAUUGGAAAUGUGGUUACAUCGAAUGCUCGGCGAAGGAGAAUACUGGCAUUGUGGAGAUAUUCAAAGAGUUGCUCGUACAAGCGAACAUACGCUACAAUCUCAGUCCGGCCGUGAGGCGACGCAGGCAAUCGUUACCGUCAUAUAAUAGCGCAGCAGCGGGUAUGACGAGAAAUAGUAAGAGUCCAUCAAAUAAAUAUAUAUUGAAACGUCACUCAUGCACCAUGACAUGAAGGGCAUAAAUUGGCAAGACCAAGAGAGAGGGAGGGAGAGCGAGAGAUAGGGGGUAGAUGGCAAAGCGUACGGCUUGAUGGAUAUGAUGGACAAACGGAUGUUAUGGAGCCAAGGGUGAUGCGAUUUGAUACAAUCCUUGAGCAAAUAUAGACAAGGAGCUGCACUGAUUUUAUUUUAGUUUUUGUUUUUUUUUGUCCAAAAACAAAAAAUUA
This is a messenger RNA of Ceratitis capitata (Mediterranean fruit fly), 1460 nucleotides long. RefSeq names its product GTP-binding protein Rhes. Bases 504 to 1247 code for a protein of 247 amino acids. Lineage: Eukaryota; Metazoa; Arthropoda; Insecta; Diptera; Tephritidae. The record is from RefSeq and is a predicted model, not a curated record. Gene Ontology annotation, molecular function: GTP binding; GTPase activity. The transcript has 3 exons.